Oncorhynchus tshawytscha (Chinook salmon) is the source of this 4106-nucleotide messenger RNA. Its product is annotated as carbonic anhydrase 5B, mitochondrial. The coding region runs from base 724 to 1671 and encodes 315 amino acids. Gene Ontology annotation, molecular function: carbonate dehydratase activity; zinc ion binding. Gene Ontology annotation, cellular component: mitochondrion; cytoplasm. NCBI's taxonomy places the organism in Eukaryota, Metazoa, Chordata, Actinopteri, Salmoniformes, Salmonidae. The transcript is spliced from 7 exons. The record is from RefSeq and is a predicted model, not a curated record.
GAACGUAAAAACAUACCCGAACGCAGCCAUGUUGUUUGCAUGUGACAAAUACAAUUUGAUUAGGUGUAUGGAAGAAGUCGGAGCUCAAGGGUGUAGACGAGUUUCCCUCAAGUAAUUACGAGUUGGAGAGGCGUUCAAGUGGAUGUUCCAGUCAUAUGCUCGUAUUUAAAAGAUGCUAUGAACGCAGUAUCGUCUCGCGCAUGUGGAUUGAAACGUCCCUCAGACGAUAAAGCUGAUAGGUCGGGAUGGGAAUUUUGCGACCCCCCCACUCAGCAAACUCUUCGUAAUGACAUUGCUUUGUAAACACAUUUACAAUCUGUUAUUUUCGUUGAUGCGGCGCGUGAAAUAUCUGUAGGAAGCUAAAUUAGAUGGGUGCGGUGUUCAAGUAAGAGCACGCAUCAACAGCACUAGUGAAAAGCUGUAAAACCGGAUGGAAUUUACUGUCAGUUCGUGAAUGUUUUAAUCGUGUGAAAGCCUGCCCAUUUCGUUGCUACCAGUCAAGCGAGAGGUAGCGAGAGAGACCAGCCAUCCAGCCGACAAUGUGGAAGACGAGGGUCCCUAAAAAGCAAAUCCCGUUAGGUGGAAACGGCUAUGAAACCAACCCGUAACACCUGGGGACAAGAUGAGCAGUUGACUUGACGUUUUGCCUUACCCGAAACGAUAAAUAACAGGUAACUUUGACUCUCGUAACCCUCGAGAAGCGUAUUCGAAGAAUCCGAGAUAAUGGUGGCUCUCUCAUCGGUUUUAACGCCACUUGCUCGGCAGCUGCACAGACAUCUCAUCAAGCAAACUAAAGGUCAACGUUUGAUACCUGUGAGAAGAUGCAACCUCACCGCAUGUUCAAGCAAAUAUGUGCUUUCUGCCUUGCAUCCAAUGUGGCAGGGACCACUCGUUGCUCCAGGGGGUAACAGACAAUCUCCUAUCGAUAUUCGGGUGCGUAAGAGCGUUUUUGAUCCGCACCUUAAGCCGCUGACGCCGGAUUACGACCCUGGGACGUGCUCACAGAUAUGGAACAACGGGUACUCAUUCCUGGUUGAGUACGACGACACCACCGACAAAUCCAUACUUAAAGGGGGUCCUCUGGAAGAUAACUUCCGGCUGUGUCAGUUCCACUUCCAUUGGGGGGAGAGCAACGCGUGGGGUUCCGAGCAUACCGUGGACCGCCGCCUCUUCCCUGCUGAGCUCCACAUGGUCCACUGGAACUCUAAUAAGUACAGGCGGUUUGAGGAAGCUGUGAUGGAGGAGAAUGGACUGGCUGUCAUUGGAGUCUUCCUCAAGAUAGGGAAGAGACAUGAGGGACUGCAGAAACUAGUGGAUGCCCUACCUGCUGUCAGACACAAGGACAGUGUUGUUGAGUUCACUAGGUUUGACCCAGCCUGCCUACUGCCUGCUAACAUUGACGAUUACUGGACGUAUGCAGGGUCACUGACCACUCCUCCUCUGACUGAGGCAGUGACCUGGAUUAUCAUGAAGCAGCACAUCGAAGUCAGCCAUGACCAGCUGGCAGUGUUCCGGAGCCUUCUCUUCACCUCGGCAGAGGAGGAGGUGCAGAAGAGCAUGGUCAACAACUUCCGCGUGCAGCAGCCCCUGAGGGGCCGCACUGUGCGGUCCUCGUUCACCCCCUUCCUGCAGCAGGAGCCACCUGCAAAAGGUCCACAGACAGGCCACUGACCGGUACACACUAACUCACUCGGACCCUUCAAACCAAAAUUAUGCAAUUACCCUAGGAAGCCUUUUUUUUUUUACUCUACAGAAGUCAUACUGCUGGCAUCUUCUUUCCAAAUGCCUUAUGCAUUCAGAAAGCACUCAAUGAUUUCGCUUAAAUGACAGGGAUUUUAUCAUUCCAAUGUCACCAUCUAAAGCUGUGGUAUUCAAAGACAGGGUUGUGACCUCUAGUUGGUUGGGUUGUGUGGGAACUGCUGUGGGUUCAACCCCCCAUUAUUAAAAGUAAGCAAAUUGAGAGUACAGAUCAUUCUAUUUGACAUUAUACAAAUGUUUUUGAGAAAGAAUUUGAAAAAUACUAUUUUGAGUAAAUGUAUUUGAAUGGUUUCUUUUAAUUUUAAUAAGAGAAACUUAAAUUCAUUACAUUUUUAUUUGUUGAUGUAACAAUCGAAAUGUUUCCGUUUUUUAAGGUUGUGUCAUUAGCUCUGGGGUGGGGGGGUCUCGCGAAAGGAUUACGAAAGAAAGGGUUGGUCCCUCCUGAAAAAGUUAGAAUACCAAUGAUCUAUAGGCUUUUUAAAAUUAUUUUUUACAUCUGUCUCACUGUCUGCUGUCCUGUCAAUAAUUGAAAGUCAUCAACACAUGGACAGGUAUAUUGCUGUAGUCGAAGCUAACAUAUUUUUUAAAAUCAUGUGUCUUAGGUGAAUCUGGUUGGAGAUUUUUAUGAAUCCUCUUAAUGUUUAUAAGUUGUAAACCUUAUUUAUUCACUCCUUAUUAACAGUCAAACUUUACAUGCUUCCAGAAACAAAUGAUUGAUGCUGCUGGAAUAAUUUGAAGUACUAUCAACACUUAUUAUGUAAACUAAAGCUUAUGAAUAUCCCCCUCUUGUGGAAAGAGUACUUCUACAGUCAUUUUUUUCUUCCUUGACAAAGUAUUUGAGGUGAAGGGGCAUCAUAUAUGAAUGGGGGUUUAGUUUGAAGGUUUAAGCUCUAAAUUUGUUUACAGCAUAUAAGCGAGAUUUAGUUAAUUGUAUUUAAGCCUAGCUAAGGCUCUAAACUGCACACAUGAUUGUUGCUCAAUAUGUUUUUAGGUGAUUUGAUGGAUUUUAAUACAUAGUCUUGAGUAGACUAGAAUGCACAUCUCAGUAUCUUUAACUUAGAUGUAAAAGUAAUAUGUGUAGGAUGACAGCUUCAUUAGGCCUUAUAAGCACAGGGAAACCAGGGCAUUUGUUACAACUAAUAUGUUGAAUUCUAUAGCAAACAUUGACCUUUUUUAACAUGUCUAAGAUUAUUUUCCUCUUGUAAUCAAAUUCUUCUGUUGUACUAAAAAGGACUCUACCAUAGUGCCUUCCAUGUUAUGCAUAAUACUCACACACGGUCACCUUUGUUUUCAUAGAUCAAUAGCUCAGUGCAGUGUCUGUUCUGUUGGAGCCUGCUGGUUUAAUUAAUAUUGACAAUAUUAUGCCCCUCGCAGGUUUUUAACAGGCAGUCGGUAGAUUGUUUGCCAAUUUCUGAUCCAGGAGCUGUGGGAGAGUUUAGAGAGGGUGUCACAUGUACAUCAUUAGCAUGUUGGUUCUGUUUUUAUUUAUUGGUGGAGGUCAGAAGGAUUUGACUUGCCUUUUAGAAGCACUAGCAGCACACCGACAGGAAUCAUUCUCCUGAUAGUUGUAUGUCAUUUCUUGAGACUGUUUAGCUUCGACUGGACUCUGAAAACUGCUAUUUGCUCAGACCUUGUUAUUGCAAUAAUUUGGACAAUAACAUGUCCCUGUACAAACUGUUCUCUGUACGGCCUGGCCCUCUCCCCAAUAGGUCAAUUGCAGAGAAGUAGCUUGACAAUAACAUGUUCUGAAAACUGAAAAGCACUGUCCAAGACUCCAGCCCUCCAUACCUACUUGACACUUAUGCCUGUUUCACUGCGUUACCUAUGAAAUUGAAGGUGACCCCUUUUCACACCACAGGUUAAGGGAACAAUGUUGGGGUACAGGGAGGAUUUGAAUGGGGUUACGAAACAGUUGUGCAUUUUAGGUGUUGGUUUGAUGUGGGCAUUUUUAUGGGUAAGUGAUGGUAGGACAGAGAUUCACUUUUUUUUGCUGUAACUGUGGUAAGGGACCUAUUUUCUGCCUCCUAUUUGUCCUAUCUGUUUAGUUAUGUUCUGCCUUUUUAAUCUCCAGUGGGAUGUUUCCUUUCACUUAACUGUAUUUUUGUUUUCAAAUUAUAAAUACUAAAUGGUAACUGGAAUGUGAUUUAACUGUAAUGACUGUACUUUAAUCAAGACUAAUGAUCAUGAUUUAAUCUGUCAUCAAUGGUGAACUGCUGUAUUUUCAUGUAUAUGCCACCAGUGACUGUUUUAAAUGUGUCAAACUUAGUAUGCACAAUGAUCCAGAUCGAUGUACAUGUUUUACAUAAAUGGGACUUAUGCGGAACUUCCACUUAACUUGCCCUACACCA